CGUUAAACCUAUUGGUGUACGGCAAGGUAGCCAAUGCGUUGAUCCUUAACCAAAUGUUCAAAAUGUUUGUAUCAAAUUUGAAUGGAACUUUCCCGCCGGACAACUUUACAGUACCCAACGGAAUGACGUUUGGUGAACUGAAAGAGUACGAAGGAAUUUUUGAUAUAACACGAGGAUACGCCGUUUGGUUCUGUCUGUUCGCUGUGUGUGUGUUUAUCUUUGGCUUUGUGUCAGUGAUGUGUUACAGCGCUACAGCAGAACACCAGAUCUAUACGAUUCGACAGCAGUUCUUCCAGUCAAUAAUGAGACAGGGAAUCAGCUGGUUUGACAUGCAUGACAGUGGGGAGUUGAGCUCCGUGUUCAAUCAGGAUAUUCAUUUGAUAUCAGAUGGUAUCGGCGACAAGUUUGCUACCAUGCUUCAGUGGUUUACUACGUUUGUAGCUGCUUAUAUUAUUGCGUUUCUGUCGGGUUGGAAACUUGCUCUGGCGACGGUUGGCUUCUAUCCAGUUAUCAUGGUAACUGGGGGAUCCUUAGUUAGGGUCAUGGGAAAUUUGGCCAAAGAAGAAUAUAAGUCGUAUUCUAGGGCAGGUUCCGUAGCAGAGGAGGCCAUAGGAAACAUAAAAACAGUGAUAGCCUUCAACGGACAAAGCAAAGAAUGCGCUAGGUACAAUAGUCGCCUAUCCCAUGCUAAGUCUAAUUAUGUCAGGAAAGGUGUCCUGGUAGGACUUAGUGACAGUGUGCUUUGGCUGUUAAUAUUUGGAGUACUCGCUGUUACAUUUUGGUACGGAGUCAAACUGGUACAGGAUCAGGAAAAUGGAUUUGAUCCAGGAAAUACGCUCACGAUAUUCUUUGUGGUGAUAUCUGGGUCCCUGUCCCUUGGAAAUGCCUUCCCCACUCUCGAGAUUCUGACUAAUGCCCGUGGUGCUGCACAGAGAGUCUACGAGGUCAUUGAACUUACUUCCGAGAUAGAUCCUGUCUCAACAGAAGGCAAGACACUGGAGAACUUCGAGGGUAACAUUGAAUUUACUGACGUCUUCUUUGACUACCCUGCCCGUCCAGAUACACCGGUACUGCAAGGCCUGAGUUUAAAGGUCAGCGUGGGUCAAACAGUGGCGUUGGUUGGAUCAAGUGGAUGUGGCAAAAGCACAGUGAUACAGCUGCUACAGAGGUUCUAUGACGCAGACUUUGGCGAGGUGUUGCUGGAUGGUCAUGCAAUUAGUACUUUAAAGGUGAACUGGUUGCGAAGACAAAUGGGCAUUGUUAGUCAGGAGCCAAUUCUUUUUGCCACCACAAUCGCUGAGAACAUCCGGUAUGGACGACUCGAGGUCACCAUGGAGGAAAUCAAGACAACUGCUCGGGAAGCCAAUGCUCACGAAUUUAUAUCUGAGUUUCCAGAGGGCUAUGAAACAUUAGUGGGAGAGAGAGGUGCCCAGAUGAGUGGAGGACAGAAGCAAAGAAUAGCCAUCGCUCGGGCCUUAGUCAGAAACCCCAAGAUUUUACUACUCGACGAGGCUACAUCAGCUCUAGACAACGAGAGCGAGGCUGUUGUACAGAAAGCGCUCGAGAAAGCUCAGGAGGGACGAACAACCAUUGUCAUUGCCCACCGCCUGUCAACCAUUCGUAAUGCAGAUAUUAUCUAUGGCAUAGAUAAGGGGCAAGUUAUGGAACAAGGCACACAUGAUGAGCUAAUGCAGGAGGAUGGGCUGUAUUGUCAUCUCGUUAAUCAACAGAGUCACCAUUCAGACGCAACUGAAGAAGUGGCUAAUGAGCUUAAGUGUGAACUGUUUGAUGGCAAUGAAGAAGAUGACACAUUCGUCGACGAGGUUCAUCCCCAUUCCAGCAACAUCCUCAUAUCACAACAAUACAAGAGGAGGGAGUCGAUUUUUAAUCAGAGGAAGCCGUCGAUGUUAGAUCAGGAUUUGACAUCAAUGUUAGAUCAGAGAAGGGUGUCGUUGUUAAAUCAGGGAAAUGUUGAUGAAAAGGAAGUGGAAACGAUUGAAAAUGAAGAAGAAGAUGGAGAAGAAGAUGUUUCUGAAGUCUCUCUAGGAAAAGUUCUUCGUAUGAACUCGCCAGAAUGGUAUCUACUUUUAGGUGCAUGUGUGUGUUCCACAUUGGUUGGAACGGCAAUGCCAGUUGCGGGCCUCGUUCUGGCAGAGUUUCUUAAAGUUUUCUCGAUACCCAAAGAGGAGCAAACAGACAAAGUUAACCUGUUGCUUGGCUUUGUCAUGGCCAUCGCCGUCGGCAAUGCUGUUCUAAAACUAAUUAUGAGCAUAUGUUACUCCAUAACUGGUUCAAGGUUAACUGCCCGGUUUAGGACGCUUGCAUUUAAAUCUAUAAUAUGGCAGGACAUUCCAUUUUUUGACGAUCCCAAGAACCGUGUGGGGGUUCUGACAACCAGACUGGCGCGAGACAGUGGCUUGGUACAGGGGGCUGCAGGCAACAAGCUUGGAGCAGUCAUGGAGUCUCUAGCAACUGUUACCGCCGCUCUGAUCAUUGCAUUCAUAUACAGCUGGAAGUUGACCCUCGUGAUCUUUGCAUUUAUGCCGUUAACGGUUUUGUCAGGUGUUAUGCAUGUUAAAAUGUUGAGAGGCUUUUCUAAGGGAAAUAAAACUGUCACUGAAGAAGCAGGUAAGCUUACAAGUGAGGCCAUCAAUAACAUACGCACAGUAGCCUCCCUUACCCGGGAACAGUCCUUUAUUGACAAAUAUAAUGACCUCUUGAACGUCUUUUACGCAAAUGGUAAAAAACGAAGUGUGCUCCAAGGGGUUAUGUAUGGUCUAUCACAAUCAAUGAUAUUCUUUGCCUAUGCUGCCACGUUUACGUACGGAGGUUACCUUGUACAGUACGAAAACCUGCCAUUUGAAAGUGUGUUUAAGGUCUUCACUGCUAUCGUUCUUGGUGGCAUUACUAUCGGACGACAGAGCUCCUAUGCACCAGAUUACAACAAAGGCAAACUGGCUGCAUCUCGCCUAUUCCAGUUGAUAGAGAUGAAAGCAACAAUAGACACAGCGAGUGAGGAGGGUAGCGUUAUGAGUGAGUUUCGAGGCAGUAUAUUACUUGAUGACGUUCAUUUCCACUACCCAACCAGACCGGAGGUUGAGGUACUGCGUGGGUUAUCCAUGAUUAUCCAGCCGGGGGAGACAGUGGCCAUUGUGGGCACGAGUGGUUGUGGUAAAUCUACUACGGUGCAGCUGCUGGAGAGGUUCUACGACCCGGAGGGAGGAUGCAUUCUGGCAGACGGUAACGACAUAAAAUCUCUGAAUCUGAAGUGGUUCCGCAAUCAGAUAGGCAUUGUUUCCCAGGAGCCCUGUCUGUUUGAUUGCAGUAUUGAAGAAAACAUAGCGUACGGAGACAACAGCAGGAUUGUACCGAUGGAUGAAAUUAUCUCAGCAGCACGAAAAGCCAACAUACACCAAUUUAUUUACAGCCUGCGAGAUGGUUAUGACACGAAUGUUGGAGAUAAGGGGACACAACUCAGCGGAGGGCAAAAACAAAGGGUGGCCAUAGCGAGGGCACUUAUACGCAACCCCAAAGUGUUGCUCCUAGACGAAGCUACCUCUGCACUCGACGCAGAAAGUGAAAAGGUCGUACAAGAGGCAUUGGACAAAGCACGCGCUGGUCGGACAUGCAUUGUCAUUGCGCAUCGUCUCUCCACAAUCCAAAACUCGGACCGCAUCGCCAUUCUUCAUAAAGGUGAGGUAGUAGAACUCGGCAGUCAUUCUGAACUCCUCGCCAAGAAAGGAAUUUAUUACAAACUCAGCCAGCAUAACAACAAAAAAGAUUUAUAAACAGAUGAAUGAAUGUACCAACCGUUGUGAACAAGUAUUGCGUCUACAUAGAACUACUUUCUAACAGGAAAGUUUGAUGGUUUUUUAUUGUUUACGUUGACACCUGAAUUAAUCAUGUUCCAGGUAUUUGUUUACACUAUAUUUUGUUAUUGUGACCAGGUACUUGUAUAUAU
Mizuhopecten yessoensis (Yesso scallop) is the source of this 3961-nucleotide messenger RNA. Its product is annotated as multidrug resistance protein 2-like. Gene Ontology annotation, cellular component: membrane. Gene Ontology annotation, biological process: transmembrane transport. The coding region runs from base 54 to 3788 and encodes 1244 amino acids. Gene Ontology annotation, molecular function: ABC-type transporter activity; ATP binding; ATP hydrolysis activity. The record is from RefSeq and is a predicted model, not a curated record. The transcript is spliced from 23 exons. Lineage: Eukaryota; Metazoa; Mollusca; Bivalvia; Pectinida; Pectinidae.